This is a messenger RNA of Amoebophrya sp. A120, 2513 nucleotides long. The record is from the annotation of a GenBank genome assembly. Lineage: Eukaryota; Dinophyceae; Syndiniales; Amoebophryaceae.
AUGUUUGUCUGGGUGAGUCGGACCAUGGAAAAUUUAAAUUUUGAAAAAGAACGGGCCGCAGCAGGAGUAGAGAACAGGAAAGAAAUUCCUUUCCCGCAAGAUGAACAUCACCACGCGCUUCGCUUCGACCCUCUUCAUCCAGCAACAAAAUGCAACUGCAACGGAGUUUUUGGAGGUGCGUACAACUAUCUGGUGUCGACGGCAUUUUUAGUACCGGCAUGUUGGAAUAAGUCGGUUUCUAGUUUCAAGUUUCUCAGACGGGUUUCGGACCACUUUCCGCCUUCACAUCACUUAGGUUACGAACUGCCAGAAAUGGUAAAGAAGACGUCAUCGAACUAGCAGGAGCGGGGUUCCCGGCCACUAUUCCAAUUGCCAACGCUGAAGAAAGUGCAGAAUGAAGGAGGUUGUGACGUCGGUUCAUUUAAUGUUACACAACUGCGGAAGAUGUUACAAGUUCAACGAUGAAGGCGUGCAAAAAUUUUUCCAGAAAAUACAGAACAACCACGUCAUCUUUUGGAAACGAAAUCUGAAGACCACGCCACGAACAGCACAAACGAUGAGUAGAACGAGUUGAAGUCACGAGUAAAAAGUAAAAAAACCAAAUCUAACGGACGAUUGAUCAUCUUCACACGACGAAAUAACAACAGUACAUAAUCCAUUGGACAAGAAGGAGGCUUGGGACGAGGGAAACAACUGCUAGGUGUAUCGAGCCGAAGCGUCGUAGUGUCUCACAUCACAAGUUCCUUUUACAAGUCUUUCAGUAGUAUAGACACAUGGCGAUGUAGUUGUUAGCAGAAGGAAGUAGUGCAACGAACUAUCCAACACCACCUUUUCGACUUGUUUUACAGCUUGGCACUGCUGCUCGCAAGCGGCACAUUCUUGCUUGGAAGCUAAAGUCUGGUAUUAACCCAAGAACACACGGCUCGGAGGAUGAAUUAGCACAGGCUACAACGAACAAUGAAAAAUUGACGAAGGGGAAGAUUAUAUCAAAAAGACUUCGCUAUCGCUGUCUUCUAUGUCUACCAAGGGAAAGUUGUUUUGGGUCUAGUCUUUUGCCUGGGCGGCGGUAGUACUACAGAACUAUAUGUUUUUUUUUGGUUUUUUUUGCCUAAGCCUAUACUGUAGCUGUACUUAUGGAUGAAGAUUCCGAUGAAGUUUUGGAAUAAUUCGCCUUUGUUUGUUUGUGUAGCAUUAUCAUCUGCGAGGAUGAAAGGUACAUGUCGGAAUAGCCACGACAUCACAUCUUCAAAUUCUUUAGUCUUACGAGAAGCUAAGGAAAAGAUCGGGAAUAAACCUCCAAAGUCAUCGGCUCUAGGUCUUUUUCCAGAUUUUUUUGAAGUCAAAUCGAAGGGUAAGAACGAUCCACAGACCGGCACUUUAUCUGUAGUUUUAUGUUUCUUUGGUAGUCUUGUUUCGCUCUUCCGUUUGAGUUUUUCACAAAAGAGCUUAUCCAGCUUGCGAUGUCAUAAUUGCAUCGCAGUGGCGGAUAGCUCUGUUUUCUGAUCAGAUAACUAGUACUACUAAAUUGGGAAUAAAAAACUAUCCUUUUCCACUUCAGUUCUCGUUGUACCUUUUCUUCUGCUAAACAAUUUUUUUCGAGUUAUAAUUUUUUCAAGACAAAAUCGAUGACGAAGUACUUCUAAUCACACCUAGUAGUACAUAUGACUAUGGCUUCAUCUUAAAUUCUAUGUUCAUCGUUGCCUCAAUUUUUCUCUCUUGGCAACUCGUGCACGCAUUGAUUUUUACCACCUAUCAGACAAAAAGAACUCUAAAAAUGUAUACAGCACAUCAACUUCAGCAAGAAGUCCUAUUUUUUUCUUCGGUACUUCUUUUAUCAUUUUUUUCUUAUUCUUUCACAGCAGCAGACCAGGAUCGCGAUUCCGAUCUAGGUCUAUGCUGUCUCUCGUCUGCCAAAAUGACAAACAGUUUGAUCGCUACAGCUAUGAAAAAUAUACAACUUGUUUUGGGAUUACUUUGCCUCGGAAAUUUGAUGUCUUGUUGCCGAGAACAAAUCUAUUGAAAUUCAGCAGUUUAGUACUAGUACAACUUCUCAAAAAUUUAUCAAGUUUCGAAAAUUAUUUCUACACUUUAUGAAUACUUCGAUACCGUACAGGAAGCAACACAAAGACUCGGUGCUGCGAUUCAAUCAUCCCAGAAUUGCGGACGGAGGAAAAUAGAAACGAUCUUCUACUAGUACUGAUUUCAUCUCUACUCGAGUUUUAUUUCGUGUCGAGUUGUUUCCAGAUGAUAAUGAUUGAAGGCUCUGUUGUAGCUAGUACCCUUUUUCCACCUAUGGCGUUUAGUGCCGUCACUUUGAAGACGUUUGACCCCCAAAUUUGAUCUUUUCUGUUGAAACUGUAGUUUACGAUGUAGUUCUACGACGGAAAGAAUAAAUUGAUUGCUACAUCAACACCCAGCAAAGGUCGAGUUCUUUGCCUUCGAUUGCCUUUGAUGCCACUCUAGUCGUGUAUUUUCAUGUAUUAAUUGCGGGAGUCGCAGAAAAAUGGAAAGAC